Molecule: messenger RNA, 1620 nt
Organism: Linnemannia hyalina
Lineage: Eukaryota; Fungi; Mortierellomycota; Mortierellomycetes; Mortierellales; Mortierellaceae
Source: the annotation of a GenBank genome assembly
AUGUCGGCACUCUGCCACCCUUCCUCGCUUCGAGGACUCUGCACUUCUUCCUCGUCAUUAGCAGGUCGAUCAGUCGCCAGGAAGUACCUCUCUACAACAGCAGCAAAGAGACCAAUGAUGACAACAACACCCUUGUCGCUCACAGGAGGAUCCUGGUCAACUUCCUCUACGUCUCAUUUCUUGAACCCCUAUCAGCAGCAGCAACAGCGUGGUAUCCGCUCAGUUGGGAAAACUCAAGGCCGAGUGAUGAUCCUGGGAUCGGGAUGGGGCGGGUUUAAGUUGCUGAGGGACAUGGACAAGAAUGCCUAUCAGGUCGUAGCCGUCUCCCCUCGUAACCAUUUCUUGUUCACGCCACUCCUGGCAAGCACAUCUGUCGGUACUCUGGAGUUCAGAUGCAUCACAGAGCCCGUCAGAGGAUACACAAGAAACGUGGAGUACCACCAGGCCUGGUGCGACACCGUCAAUUUCGAAAAGUCCAAAGUCGACUGCACCCUCAACCUCUCCACCGUCCCCGCAACCCACGUCACCGACCCUGUCACCCAUACUCUACAACAAAUCACCAGCAACCAAAAGAACCAACUCUCUCUCCACUAUGAUCACCUCAUCAUUGCUGUCGGCUCGUACUCCAACACGUUCAAUAUCCCCGGUGUCAAGGAACAUGCCUUCUUCUUGAAAGAAGUCUCGGAUGCUCGCAAAAUCCGUUCCAGAGUUUUGGAGUGCUUUGAGCGUGCUGAGAUGUCGCGCUCAGACGAGGAAAGGAACGGGCUCUUGCAUUUCGCUGUCGUCGGUGGUGGACCCACAGGAGUUGAAUUCUCGUCCGAGUUGCAUGAUUUCAUCCGUGAGGAUUGUUCAAGACUCUUUCCUGGAUUAAUGAACCAUGUCACGCUGGCUGUCUACGACGUCGCGCCUACGAUCCUGGCCAGCUUUGACAAGUCGCUGUCCGAGUACUGUAUGACAAAGUUCAAGCGGUCGGGGAUUGAGGUCCGGACGGGAACCGUGGUGGAGCGGGUCGAGGAUGGUAAGUUGGUGUUGAAGGAUGGCAAGCAGAUCCCCUUUGGAUGUUUGGUCUGGUCGACUGGUCUGACUGAGAAUCCUAUGACGGCUUCGUUGGAGAACAGGGUCUUGAAGUCAAAGUCUAAGAGGAUCAUGACAGAUCCUUACCUCCGCGUUCUUGAUAACGAGGGCAAGGUCAUUCCUAACGUCUAUGCCCUCGGCGACUGCGCUACCAUAAAAGACCACGAGUUGCCACAAACAGCGCAGGUUGCAAACCAACAAGCAAUCUACCUCCGCAAGGCCCUCAACAAACUGGCCAAACAACCCGAGAAAUCGUUCGCCGAUGUCACCGCUCCCUUCUCGUUCAAGAAUUUGGGAUCGAUGGCCUAUAUUGGCAACUGGGAGGCCGUGGUGGACAUGACAAAGAUCAACGAGAACGCCAAGGAGUCCGGUACAUUGGCAUGGGUGUUCUGGAGGAGUUCGUAUUUGACAAUGAGUGUGUCGAUGAGGAACAAGAUGAUUAUCCCGAUGUAUUGGUUCAUGACUUGGGUGUUUGGACGGGAUGUGUCGUCGUUCCAGGAGUAUGAUCGGAGGAAGCGGCUCAUGAACGCAGAGCGCGAGGGUUAG